This is a messenger RNA of Eupeodes corollae, 2584 nucleotides long. RefSeq names its product transmembrane 9 superfamily member 3 (gene TM9SF3). Gene Ontology annotation, cellular component: membrane. The record is from RefSeq and is a predicted model, not a curated record. NCBI's taxonomy places the organism in Eukaryota, Metazoa, Arthropoda, Insecta, Diptera, Syrphidae. Gene Ontology annotation, biological process: protein localization to membrane. The transcript has 8 exons. The coding region runs from base 219 to 1958 and encodes 579 amino acids.
ACACAAGAAAAAAUAAGAAAAAACCUUAAAAAAAGUGUCCCCCGCCUGUCAGUUGACGUGUUUAGAAUUUUCAUCUUCUUCAUCCAUAAUCGAAAUCAAUUUUUUUCUGUUUUGCAAAAAUCUGCUGAAAAAUGCAAAAUAACUAAAAACCCAAACAACUUUUCAUCACACAAUAACCCGAGUCAUUUGAUUUUUAUUGUAAAAUUGUUGCAAAUAAAAUGUUUUUUGCCCACGUAUUCAUAAUUUGUUUAUGCGUGUUCGGAGCGUUUAGCGACGAACAUAAUCACAUUUAUAACGACCGCGAAGAAGUCGUUCUAUGGAUGAACACUGUCGGCCCCUAUCACAAUCGCCAAGAGACCUAUGCCUAUUUCUCGUUGCCAUUCUGUUCGGGUUCCAAACAGAGCAUAAGCCAUUACCAUGAGACCCUCAGUGAAGCUCUGCAGGGAGUCGAACUUGAGUUCAGUGGCUACGAGAUCGAUUUCAAAGUCGACGUCUCAUCGACUGUGAUCUGCAUGGUUGACUUGACCGAAGACAAAGUGAAGGCUUUCACCUAUGCCGUUAAGAACGAGUACUGGUAUCAGAUGUACAUUGACGGUCUGCCGAUUUGGGGAAAGGUGGGCGAGCGUUCGGAGCGAGAGAACAAAUACUCCAUCUACACCCACAAGAAAUUCGAAAUCGGCUACAAUGGCAAACAGAUUGUGGACAUUAAUCUGACAACGGAGAAGAAGGAACUACUCGUACCGGGAGCCAAGAUUAAGUUCUCCUAUGAAGUCAUCUGGAAGUUGACUCCGGUUAAAUUCGAAAACCGUUUCGACAAGUAUUUGGAUCCCAACUUUUUCCAACAUAGGAUCCAUUGGUUUAGCAUAUUCAACAGUUUCAUGAUGGUGAUCUUUUUGGUUGGACUCGUGUCAAUGAUUCUUAUGCGAACUCUGCGCAAGGACUACGCACGAUACAGUAAAGAUGAAGAAAUGGACGAUAUGGAACGUGACUUAGGUGACGAAUAUGGCUGGAAACAAGUUCAUGGUGACGUAUUCCGAACUCCGCAACACAGUUUGUUCUUUUCAGCUCUCAUCGGAGCCGGAUAUCAACUGAUCUCAGUUGUAUUUUGUGUCAUUAUUUUCGCUAUCGUAGGAGAACUAUAUACAGAACGGGGGUCUCUUCUAUCCACUGCGAUAUUUGUCUAUGCCGCUACCUCACCCAUCAACGGUUACUUUGGAGGAUCCCUGUACGCUCGGCUGGGUGGGCGCAUGUGGAUUCGACAGAUGAUAGUAUCGGCAUUUUUAGUUCCGGUCUUUGUUUGUGGGACUGCGUUCUUCAUCAAUUUCAUUGCAAUUUACUACCACGCUUCGAGGGCAAUUCCAUUCGGUACAAUGGUUGCCGUCACCUGUAUCUGCUUCUUCGUUAUUCUUCCACUGACCCUCGUGGGAACGGUUGUCGGACGUAAUUUGGAUGGCCAACCAGACUUCCCGUGCCGUGUGAACGCAGUACCCAGACCCAUCCCGGAAAAGAAGUGGUUCAUGGAGCCAGCGAUUAUCAUUCUCCUCGGAGGAGUUUUACCUUUUGGAUCGAUUUUUAUUGAAAUGUACUUCAUAUUCACGUCAUUUUGGGCAUACAAAAUAUACUACGUCUACGGUUUUAUGCUUUUGGUCUUCACGAUUCUCACAAUCGUCACCGUAUGUGUAACAAUUGUAUGCACGUAUUUCUUGCUAAAUGCAGAGGACUAUCGGUGGCAGUGGACGAGCUUCCUGUCGGCAGCAUCAACGUCAAUUUACGUCUAUGCGUAUUCAUUUUAUUAUUUCUUCUUUAAAACUAAAAUGUAUGGACUCUUCCAAACGGCUUUCUACUUUGGCUACAUGGCGCUGUUCAGCGGAGCGCUUGGUCUCAUUUGCGGCACUGUCGGCUACGCCGGAACAAACUUCUUCGUGAGAAAAAUCUAUUCAAAUGUGAAAAUCGAUUAAAUUCUUCUUGUAUAUCGAAUCACUUAAAACGAAAUACAAAAUAAAUUAUAAAACUGAACUUUUUCCUCGAUGAAUAUGAAGACAAAAGAAAACAACAAAAAAAAUUAUUAAUUAAUUGUGAUGACUUGAUUCUACGGUGUACUUCUUUGGCUCUUAAUCUCAAACCACACACACAAACCACACAACCAAUGUUCUAAUCUUGACCAGUCCUUAAUCCGCAAAAACUUCUAUAUAAAUUAGUUAUAAGUAUUCUAUACAAUAAAACAAUACUUUUAUGUAUUAUUAUUAUAUAAUUAAUUCUUUUUUUUUAAAUAAGUUUGCUUAAGAUUUCGAUUGUUUAAAUUUUGAAAAAAAUAAGGAAGUUACGAUAGUCCUUGCAUUUCUAUUCCUUUUUUUUAAAUUAGUUUUUGUUUUCUUUUUUUUUGUAGUGAACGGCGUUUUUAAUAUAAUAUUUAAAUACAUAAUAGAAAAUUCUUUAUCACAAUAAUAGUUUAUAUAUAUAUUGCAAAAUAAUGUAAAAUCAAUAAAUAUUUAUAUUUUUUAAUUUUUCCAUGAAUUACCACGCAAUAAAAAUGCAAAACAAAAAGAAAAGUUUGUGAACGAUACACAAAAAAAAAAACAAAUAA